AUGGCCGCUCCUGCGCCCUCCGCCCCUGGUCCUCACGAGGACCAAGGGGUUAUGAGCCCAACUGGUGCUCGGCGUGCCAUUGAUUCGAGAUUGGAAGGUGAGACUGCUGGUCCGCGCUACGAUCGUCAUCCUGCUGGAAAUGCGAUGCCCAAUGGGGUACUUUCGGCUGAUGUUGUAAGGCGUGAGGAUAUGGUGCAGGCCUCACCUGGUGCAGCGAGUUUGGAAAGCGCUCCAUGGCCACCAGCUAUGACUUCAAGGACAGAAGAUGUGGGACCGCCUGGUACAUUUUCCUGUGAUUCCGGGCUUCGCCAAGAAACGUCUUCCGUGUCUGCUGGGAAUGUGGGGCCAACGAUUCCGCACUUGGUCGCGCGGGCGAGUACGGAUAAUCACCCGGGAGGCUCCCAGGGUGGGACUGCCUUGCCAGUCCCGUCCUGGAUGAGUCGUCUCGGGGAUUAUCUUCGCCAAGCUUCCGGACAGGUUGAGACGCUGACAACGACGCUCACGAGGAGUGUGGGAACAGACGAUGCUUCAUCGGCGUCCAUUCCGGUGGAGUUGGUGCAGGAGGAGGUGAGAAGACAAGUGGAAGCGGCCUUGGCAGGACAGAAGGGAAGGCUUGAGCGCCUUCAAGAAGAAAAUGAGCGAUUGCGGGAGAUGGCUUUUGGGGGUGGUGGCGAUGUGAAAGGACAAGGCCGGGGUGGGGCUCUAUGGAAUGAGGCGCAGCGGCAGAUGAGGGAGCAGUCUGAGAUCGUGGUGUACCUCAUGGAGAUCGGGCCUACCCAGCAUCUCAUGCACUUCGUGAGGAUCGUGGUGUACCUCAUGGAGAUCGGGCCUCUUUCGCUCAUGCACCUCGUGAGGAUCGUGGUGUACCUCAUGGAGAUCGGGCCUACCCAGCAUCUCAUGCACUUCCUGAGGAUCGUGGUGUACCUCAUGGUCGUCAACCAGUUCCGUCGAUGUCUCGGGCCCAUGAUGGUCCUCGUGCACAGAGGGGCGAAGCUGGUGCCAGGUCAAGAAGUGCAGAAGGACAUGGCGAGCUUGGGAACAGGCCAAGGAAUGUGUAUGCUCGUGGUUAUGGUGCCAAGCGAUCUGCCUCAGCGAGUCCGUCGCCAAGUGGUGGUAGAGGAGUUGUGGGUGAGAGGAAGCGAGCAACAACCAGGCGAUGUGGCGCCUGCAGCUCCGUCAAGCCCUUCUCCGAUGGACAUUGUGCUUACAGGUAUCGGGCAGCUGCAACAGAUGUUGCUGAAGAAGGGAGACGGGUUGGAUGUGGAUAAGGCGUCGCCGAAUUUUCCGAUGUUGCCUGACUACACUCCGGAAUCUGGUGCCAUAGACUUCCAGGACUGGCUGUAUCUUGUGGAGCAACAAGUGUCUGCUAUGGCGGCAAGCGCUGGCGAGUGGUGGAAACAAGUCAUGGGUUCGGCCUUGGAAGCAUACCAGGAGUAUCAGGCGCUUUCGCCGAUCAAGCAGAUUGGGGUGAAAGCAAGGCUAUCAGAGGAGCUUCAGGACGGCAAGUACCAGAAGCUUGCGAAAAAGGUGGCAGCCUUACUUCUAGCAGCGCUUCCGACAGGUGUCCGAGAUGAGCUAGUGGCCUAUCGUGUGCAGGGGACUCAUCAGAUACUGUUCAGGCUGAUGGCUGUGUACCAGCCUGGGGGCGCUCAGGACCGGGCACAACUUCUGAAACAGUUGGAGGUGAGUGAAUCUCCAGGAACAGCGACGGAUGCAGUGGUUGCAUUACGGAGAUGGUAUCGCCUGUACCAGCGAGCUUUGGAUCUUGGUGUUUCCUUGCCAGAUGAGUCCGUCCAGGUGAAGUCUUUGGGGGUCUUAACGAAGAAGGUGGCGGAGACAAAUCAAGACUUUCGCUUUAAGGUGUCCUUGGCGAAGGCGGAGCUUCAGAUUGACACCAGACCCACCUCGGAGAAUGUGUUGAAGUACUUCCAACAUCUCCUUGCAGAAUGUGAGCAGCUUGGGGCUACUGGGAGAAAGGCUACACCGUCACAGGCAUCGGAGGCUCCCGGACCCAAACUGAAGGGCAUGCAGCAACAGCCCUCAGAUGCCGGAAAUACCACUCAGAGGCCAAAGGCCAAGGCAUUCGUGGGAGGGUCUUCAGCGAGCCGAACGGUGCCUCCUUUGUGGUUCGACGAAGCACAGGGCAAGGGAUUGUCCUACGAAGAAGGUCCGUCGGUGCCGGCUGGAGAUGCUACUCGUGAGCAGCCUUCAAGCCUUACUCCUUCAACCUCAAACAAGAUCGACACGGAGCAGGUGGCGGCGAUGUUGUCCGAAACAAACAAGAUGCUGAAGGAUUUGCGGCGACUGCGAAUGCUGGUGGUGCUUCCGGAGAGGGUUGGCAAUGAAGACUUCCGUGUGAAAAUGGAUGUGUAUGAACGGUUGCUGCAGACUGAGCCAGAGGCGGUUGAGAAGGAUUCCGAGGAGAAGAUGGCCCUGUUGGAUUCGGGAGCGAGCCAUGCCUUUCGGGUUGCUGUUGACGAUCGUGAGGUGGAACAAGGAAAGUUGGUGAAGGUUGCCUUGGCCAAUGAUGAUCACGUUGUCCUUUCGCAGAACGCUGGUGGAACCCUGUUGUCUUCGCCUUCUACGAACCCUUCGGGUGGUGGAACGAUACUACCUAUGGGACAGUUGGUGCAGUUGCUUGGAUGCACGGUACGAUGGUCUCCGACAAGGCUUGAAGUUCGACACCCGAUCCAUGGCAAGUUGCGAGUGAAAGUCAACCAUUUCUGCCCAGAGCUGACCGAGGUGAGCGCGCUACAGCUCAUCAAGGAAUUGGAGGAAAAACGGGUUGGCGAGUUCACGAAGACCUUGGAGGAUAUGGAGAGGCAGCUCAAGGAGAUUGAGCUCUCGGGCUGUGGAGAUCGCGGUUGGGAACAGCACCUCAUGGAUCUGGUGGAAACUGGGGCUCGAACGAGUUUCUGUGGCUUCAUCCAGAAGGUGCCCUAUUUGCAGGGGGUGACCCCGGAGGCUUUCGCGACCAUCCCUGAGGAGUUCCCGGUGACGAACAAAGAGGGCUGGAGGCUCUUGAAGGGCAUGCCGUGGAGUAGAAGGAAACGAAGGAGUAUGUUCCUUAGCAACAACUGGCUGGUGCAUCUCUUCUCGGGAGACAAAAGGAAGAAGGGGCUGGCUUCUUCAAGCGAAUGGAAGGCCAGUCUGCAUCGUGAUGAUGUUCUGGUGGAGGUGGACCUGAACCUUAGCAGUCACUUCGACAUGUUAAAGAAGGAUGGCAUCUUCAAGCUGCUUUUGUGGGGAGCUGCUCGGGGCAAAAUUAAGGCUCUAUUUGGGGGACCGCCUCGAAGAACCUUUCCCUUUACAGGAAAUGAGACGAUGCUGUCCUCGCAACAUGUUCGGGAAGUUCAGCUGGUUGCCAGGGCGAUGAUCCUUUGGUCAGUAGCUUCUGAGGGUAGGAGGAUCCUUUGGAGAGAGGGAUCUUUAGAAACCCCGGGUCCUGGAGUUGGUUGGUUGCUGGAACAUCCGAGAGUUGAAUCGGGGAAGGUUCCUGGACUAGAGCAAGGCGACAACAAAGAGAGUGACCUUGAGGAGCAAGAGAGGCUGGCUAAGGAAUGGUUCGACCUGGGCAAGUUUUCGCAUCGUGAGUGCCGCAUGUUGUUGGAAGAGAUGAACUUCAAGAAGAACUUGCGAGCCUCAUCCCGAGGCGAACAAGAAGGAUCUGUGGUGCUUGGCGCAUAUGCUCAUGGCGGCAAUCGGGGGGUUACUACAGAGGCACUCCAGAGACCGUGGUUGACGAAGUACCUGAACAUGUUUAUGCGGUGGAAUGUGGAAACGCAGCUGCAUGAGGAUUGCUCUUGGUCGGCUUUGUUGGUCAUGGAGACGAAUGAAGUGCCUCGACAUCGAGAUGUCCGGAACGCUCGUGAUAGUAACAACUACUUGAUUGGGUUGGGCGAUGAUGAUCCUGGCCGCGAGGUUUCCUCCGGUCUGUGGCUUGAAGGGGACCUGGAUGGACAGAAUGGGUUGGGCGAUGAUGAUCCUGGCCGCGAGGUUUCCUCCGGUCUGUGGCUUGAAGGGGACCUGGAUGGACAGAAAUUUGGUGGUGGAGGGAGAUGUGUCGAAAGGUCCUGUCCAUUCUCUGGCUUUGAACAAUUAAAGGGCUGUUUGGUUGAGAUCUCUGGAAGGAUGACGAGGUUCAAUCCAAAACAACACCAUGCGUAUGUGGGGAAGGAUCAAACUCAGAAGGAGCUUCUCGUGGCGGCCUACACACCUCUCGGCCUCGACAAGUUGCCGGAUGAAAAGGUCGGGAAACUUCGAUGCUUGGGUUUUCCGAUACGCUCAACCUUGGAAUGGGAUGAGGGCCCAGCGCUACAUGGAAGGGACCAGGUUCGUGAGGCUCAGGAGGAGCUGGAAAGUGAGGAUGAGGAGGAGGCCAAUGGACGGGUGCCAUGCUACGACCUGUUUGGAACGACCAUGUGGAAAACCUUCGCGAGGAUGUACACCAUGGAUGAGGUCAAGUGUGAUUUGGAAAACUUGGGACCUACGACUUUGGGUACGAACCUCAAUCUCUGGUCUUUGGAGGGUGAGGAUGGUCAUGGUCUGAAGGCCGGUACAAGAACAAGUCGAUGGCCAACGGGGAUGAUAAGUUCUGUCUGUGAUGCUCUAUGUGCUUGGCCCGGUUUUGCUACGCGAGAACAUGCUUUGACCAGUAUGGUUCGAAGGCUGGGAAGGCGAGAUGGUGAAGAAGGUGAAGGGAAGCUCGCUAAAUUCAGCUUGGAGGAAUGGCGCAUUCACCUGAGACGGGACCAUUUGCCAUACAGGAAGGAUUGCCGGGAGUGCAUCCAAAGGGCGACGGGCAAGCCACAUAGGAGAGUCGCUCAUCCUUCAGCGUAUGUCCUGAGCAUUGACACUGCUGGUCCGUUUAGGGCGACGGGCACUGAUGGAGCGCGCUACCUGCUAGUCGGGUGUUUCCGCUUUCCUAAGAUCCCAGAAACAGGGGACCCUGAGCAGUCUGGUGUGCAGCCUGGGGACGUGGACAAACCGGAUGACGAGGGUGAUUGGUUGCCUGGGAUGGAGGGCGAGGAUGUCGUAUCAGAGGUUCCUGCUACUGAAGGUGCGCCUGUAGGGGUCUCGGAGGAGCUUGGCCCUGAUCCUGCUGCUAUUCGUGAGGAAGAUGAUCCGAAACAGGAGGAGAUCAAGGCCCUGGAGCGUAUGUCUGAGCCCUUCGAGUUCGAGUCUGCCUAUCUUUGUCGACCCUUGAAGACCAGGAAGAAGGCGGAAACACUCAAGGCCUUGCAGGAGAUGUACCUGUCUCUAAGACAACGGGGCCUGCCAGUCUUACGAGUACAUUGCGACCGAGCAAGGGAGUUCAUGAACGAGGGUAUGGACAUGUGGGCAGCGGCGAGGGACAUCAUAGUCACGAAGACUCAAGGCGAUGAUCCGUCACAAAAUGGGGCGGCGGAGCGGGCUGUUGGUUUCAUCAAGGGCCGGGUGCGAACUUUGCUUGGACAGGCCAAAGCCUACAGCAAGCUUGGAGAUGCCGUAGUGAGAUCGUGGUGGUCAAGGGCGGCAUCAACGAUUUGCCAACAACACGCUGCUCAGGCCUUUGGAAGGGGCAAUCCUAGCGUCGCUCCUUUCGGAUCACAGGUGUUCAUCAAGAGGAAGAGGUAUGGCCAAGGGGGCACUGACUUCGAGGACAAGUGGAUCCAGGGGUCUUAUUUGGGGCCUGUUGAGACAGUCUCCCAUGGUCAUGUUGUUCGCACCGUGCAGGGCAAUGUUUGGUACACAACAAAUGUCCGUCGCCUACCCGAACUACCUCCGUACGAAGAUGAAGGUGAUGACUGGCAUCCUGAACGACGCGUGGUUGGAAAAACACCGCCUGUGGUGCGAGUCUUUAGGGCCGACGAGGGUGGCGAGGAUGGCAACGUCUUUUGCAUGAGCAGAUUGGUGGAACCAGUGUCGACAACUACUGACGCUGUUCCGGAUAAUGAAACCACUGAAGGUUGGAUGGAGUCCGCUGGAGGUGAAGACGCUGGUGACGAUAUGGAUGAGUCCCAGUGGUUGGUGGAGGACCAAGAGGGUGAGAUGGAUGGCCGCUAUUGGUCUCGCUGUGUGCUAGAUGAGGAACACAACUUACGACGAUGUGUGCCGGAGGACUAUCAAGAACUGUUUGAGGGUGUGAACCAGGCGACGUUGGAAGCUGAAAGGGCUUUGGAGCAAAGGGAGUCGCAGAAGGUUUACAAGACCUACUCGGUUGGGGAUUGGUUCCGGCUAUGUCGCUUUGUGGAGGAUGAUGACGGGAAACAUGGUGUCGAGCCUGUCUUGGAGAACCUUGAAGGUCCUCUUCAGGUCGUAUACACUGUACAGCUUGACGAGGUGAAGCAAUUCCUUCCGCGGUGGAAGGAGGCCAUUGGAAAGGAGAUGAAGGCUCUGCUGGAUGCGGGAGCCUUGGUUCCCCUCACGGAGGAGGAGCAUCGUCGUCUUGAGAGGGCGGGAGUGUUAUCUAUACUUCCGGCUAAAGGAGUCUUCACGGCAAAACCUCCAGACAAUCCUGAGCUGCUUGAUGAUCCUGGAAGAGAGUUGGUGAAGGGGUCGCCUUCAUUCUUCAAAAGAAAGGCUCGUCUUGUCAUAUGUGGCAACUUCGAGGGAAGGAGUCAGAAGGAAGACAGCUAUGCAGGGGGAUGUCAAGGGGAGUCCUUGAGGGCGAUGAUUGUUCAUGCCGCACACAAACGAGGUGGAUCACGUCCUUGGAAGGCAGCAGGAACAGACAUCAGGAAUGCCUUCAUCUUGGCCCCGAUGGACGAUGGCGAGGUGGUGCAUUGCCUUUACCCUCCCAAGGUGUUCCAGGCGGCGGAAAUACCGUUUGCGAAGUGCUUAUUUCGGGUGGACCGAGCUCUUUAUGGCUUUAGGCGCUCUCCGAAGCUGUGGAGUACCUUCCGGGACAACAGACUGAGGCGAGCUCGAUUCAAGGUGGGAGAGCUGGAUGCCUUCCUCAGACAGCACAGGGCGGAUGAGAAUGUUUGGAGUGUGGUGGUCAUGACGCCUGGCCCAGAUGGAACGAUGCAGGAAGAAGUUCGGGCAUUCGUCAACGUUUAUGUUGACGACAUCUUGUAUCUGGGUGAGGAGGAGGUCGUUGCGGCUACUCAUGGGUGGAUCACACAAGAAUGGAAGGCCUCGGAUUUGACAUGGGCAUCCAUGGAACAGCCAGUUCGUUUCCUGGGGCUAGAGAUCUACGAGACGCUCAACGGCUUCAAGAUCGGGCAGACUGGCUACAUAUCUGAGGUACUUCGACACUAUGAUGUUCAGGGGCAUGGUCACGGGACGCCAUGUCCUCAGUCAUGGCUGCUGGGGGAGGUGAACUUUGAUGAGAAGCAGUACGACGAGCAGACCUUGAGGCGUGCUCAGAAAAUCACUGGCGAACUUCUCUGGCUUUCAACAAAGGGCCGGCCAGACUUGAUACACACAGUUGCCACCAUGAGCAGUCUGUGCGUGAGGGACCCUGAGACUGUGGAGCGCAUCGGCAUGAGAACCUUGGGCUACUUGAAGGCGACGGCCGAUUGGUUCUUGUUCUACGAGCCGACAACCCACAACCAUGAUGUGGAGGGUUACAGUGAUGCCAGCUUCGCCCCCCAAGGGGGGCGGAGCAUCGGUUGCUCGCUGGCUUGCUAUCUGGGGUGCCCCAUAUCUUGGCGAUGUGGGAGACAACCACUGGUUUCUCUGUCUGUUGCCGAGGCAGAGCUCAUAGAGGCUGUCAAUGCCAUCCAGAUGGUCUAUGGACUCUCAUCUUUUACCUCCGAAAUCAGGCAGCUGGAACUUGGAAAACUCGUCACCUACGAGUUCGUGCCUUUCAUCUUCGUGAGGUACAAAGGCCUUCUCGAAGCCAAGACUCCUGGAGCUUUGCCGUAUGUGGGGAUUGGGAACAACUUCGCCAAGAGAGAUGUUGGAGGGAUACAAAUCAGUGUUGCUUGGGAGUUUUAUGCGCUGGUUUUUGUCAGCUUGGUGGCUGCGAUUGGUGCAUGGGAGGCGAUCAAGUGGCUGUUCGAGUGCUACGCUCUGAAGAGUCUCGGAGGCACAGCCCUGCAUCCGCUCCAGAAGGGCGCGGUCCGGACACGAGAUGCCAACACUCAGACCCCUCGUGAAGCUUAUGUGAAGUUUCGGGGCCCCUUCUUUGCAUCUCAGCGGGGAGAUCACGUCCACCUUUACGGAGAUUGUCAAGGCCUGAAGAGCGCCUACACGAACAUCGAUGCAAAGGGCAUGUGUGCCUACUGCGACGGUCGAAAAUCUCUGUAUGAGCUGGUGGGCUGA
Messenger RNA from Symbiodinium natans, 8250 nucleotides. The record is from the annotation of a GenBank genome assembly. NCBI's taxonomy places the organism in Eukaryota, Dinophyceae, Suessiales, Symbiodiniaceae.